Messenger RNA from Aaosphaeria arxii CBS 175.79, 1274 nucleotides. RefSeq lists its product as uncharacterized. The record is from RefSeq and is a predicted model, not a curated record. NCBI's taxonomy places the organism in Eukaryota, Fungi, Ascomycota, Dothideomycetes, Pleosporales. The transcript is spliced from 2 exons. The coding region runs from base 111 to 1274 and encodes 387 amino acids.
UCCUCGCGCCCUUUAGUAUUCUUCUGCGAUCACUAGUCUUUUCGAAAGCAUGUUAGAUCGCUGCUACACACGUCCCGACCGGUCACACUGAGUCAAACUGAUAAGUCACAAUGAGUUUACUGAACAAUCUUCUCUCGUCUAUUGAUCCGGCUGCCGCUGGGCAGAUUUCUACCUCGACCACAAGGCAGACGCCCGCGGCACCAUCACCGAAGCCAAAUCCCCGACCAGCCGCUCGCCCAGCACAGAACGGCAGCAUCGGAGGAGCGCAGGCAGGAGCGCUCAAGCGGAAAGCUGAUGGCCAGCCAGAUGGAGGACAGAUAAAGGUACAGCGUAAAGAAGGGCCUGCGCAGCCUGUCCGACCAAAUCCAGCAACGCGACCCGUGUCAUAUUCCGAUGCAGCAAAAGCGAAACCAACCCCUCCUACAGGUGCCGUUCCCUAUCGGGGUACCGCUGGAAUCGGGGCGUCAAAUGCGCCAAAGCCGGCCAACGUAGUUCCAAAGAGGCCGGCACCCGUCAAUACCACCCAGACCGUUACCACGAAACCUUUAUCGCAAGCUCCUAAAACGCCCACUUCAUCCACAGCAUCCACUCCUACGGCCACUGCUGGGGGUGCUCAACGCCCCGUCGCGAAGAAAGGAUAUGCGGCGAUGUUAGCACAGGCAAAACAAAAAGAACAAACGAAACCGCCUACUGCUCCCGUACGUCAUGAACCGACCAAGAUCCUGACUAAGAAGGAACGCGAAGCACUCCGUGCUGCAGCUAAAGGGAAGCAACCCGGACCCGCAAACCAGAAGGCAGGGCCGAAAGGUGCCGAUGCGAAGCAAACAGAUGUGAAGAACAAACCUCAGGAAAAAGGAAAAUCUGUCGGAUAUCAAGGAACUGCUCGCCCUAUGAAGAAGCCGAUUGAGGUUGGUUACAAAGGAACGGCCAAACCUGCUAGCGCCACACCAGGACCCAGUGGGAAAGCAGGGGCCAUGCCAACGACCAAGGCCAAACAGACUCAACAAUCGAAACGGUACGACGGAUAUGCUAAUUGGUCUGACCUUGACGACAUGGAAGAUGAUGAAGAAGACUACGACUCAGGAGAGGAUCUGUCAGACAUGGAAGGUGGCAUAUGGGAUGUGGAGGACGAAGAGCAGCUUGCUCUCAAGGCUGCCAGGAAGGAAGAUGCUGAAGCACUCGCCGAGGAAAACGAGCACAGGCGUCAGAAAGAGGAACGCAAACGGAAAUUAGCUGCAAUGGCGAAGGCGGCUGCUGGGAGAAGGAAAUUUUAA